Stylophora pistillata is the source of this 5298-nucleotide messenger RNA. Its product is annotated as anoctamin-7. Lineage: Eukaryota; Metazoa; Cnidaria; Anthozoa; Scleractinia; Pocilloporidae. Gene Ontology annotation, molecular function: chloride channel activity; protein dimerization activity. The record is from RefSeq and is a predicted model, not a curated record. Gene Ontology annotation, cellular component: plasma membrane. Gene Ontology annotation, biological process: chloride transmembrane transport.
CAUAAAGUUAAAAUUCCGCAUAGCGAAGGUACAACCUGGGAAUUACAUGGAAUUGGUUUGGGCUAGAUGUUUAUUCAACAAAAUUACCGAAUAUUUAAUUAACACAAAUACUGCUUUCACUUCUAUUCCUCCUUCGGCCUGCCAUGAAUAAAUUAUCGCUCUCGUUAAUUUGACAAGCGGUGAAAUUUUCUGUUUGACGCGUGUAGCAAGAGGCUUUGUCGAUGUAGACGCAAGCAUGAAAGUAAACAGAAAGGAAACGAAUCUGUUUUGAGUAUGAUUUUUUAAUAGAGAAACGAAAUAUUUAUUCGAGUUUGUCGAUGUAAAUGUUGUUCGAAGCAGCUGUCAGACUUACAAUGUAAGAGCAGGUAUGUUCUUCAAUCUGAUUGGUCGAGAGCGGGAGCGGGGGCUUCUAUUUUGAUUCCUUGUGAAUUUCUCGCGAACUGAUUUGAAUUUCUCGUUGACGGAGGUGAUCUUUAAUAUUCUGAACUUAUGUGACGAAAAAAACAACCCGUUCUGGUCAACGGUUCGGCACGACUAUACAUUUUCUGGCUUGUGAUGUCUCAAUGGAGUAUUUUUCAAUCGCGAGCGACAUCUAAGGUGUAAAAAUCGACGAAGCAUUACUUAGGAGCCAUGCCCAGAUCUUACAACAAGAUGGAUGACACCGACCCUUUGGCCGCGAAUGAGUCUCUGGAAAUGGCUUCUUAUAAUACUUUUGAUCCAGCUUACAAUGGAAUUUACAAGAAUUUUGAUAAUGAUGAAGACAUGAGCAGUGAGAGAGGUUGCUACUUCAAAGAUGGCAAAAGGAGGAUUGACUUUGUGCUCGUCUAUGAAGAAGAAGAAAAGGCUCCUCCACCCAAACAUCUUGAGCAAAGACAGAAGUUCCUGGAAAAUUUAGCCAAGUCUCAACUUGAAUUUGAAGAGGAGGUGACUCAAGACAAGAAAGUCAAGUUACACUUUAUCAAGUGCCAUGCCCCUUGGGAAGUGCUGCUGUUCUAUGCGGAGGAAUUGAACUUCAGAGCACCGCUCGAGCUCCGCACAUCGAAGAAGAUAAACUGGUCAGAAAGAAUCUUGGAAAAGUUUCACAUACCGAAUAUCUUCAAGGAUGAAGUACCCGGCACACCCAAUGAUUACUUCACGUGCACAUUCCAAGCCAACAAGCUCAAUAAGUUUAUUGGCCAUGAAGAUCAAGAUAACUACUUUACAGAAACAGAAAGAACAAGAGUGGUGUAUGAAAUUAUGGAGACAGCUCCAUUUGGAAAGAGACAAAAAGGAGAAAUUGGCAUUAAUCGGCUUGUUGAAGAAGGAGUUUUCAAGGCUGGGUAUCCUCUUCAUGUGGGACCUGCGGAGCUGCCAAAGGAAUGGAAAGAAGGACCAGAUGGACCUGAAGAACUCAAACUUAACAAAAGGCAGAUCCUGAAAGAGUACUGGGCACGAUGGGGAAAAUGGUUGAAAUACCAGCCACUUGAUCACAUCAGGGACUACUUUGGAGAGAAGAUUGGUAUUUAUUUUGCUUGGCUAGGUCAGUACACAGCAUGGCUUCUCAUGCCAUCAUUUGUUGGAUUGCUGGUGUUUCUGUAUGGUGUCAUAACUAUGAAUGGACCUGACAACAAACCUGCCCUUGAUGUGUGUGAAAGUCCUCCAGGAACCUACAUGAUGUGCCCAUUGUGUGAUGAGUCCCUUGGCUGUCAUCCAGUUGAUCUGCACUCAAGUUGUAUGCUGGGCAAGGUUUCAUACUUGUUUGACAAUGCAGCCACAGUUUUCUUUGCUGUAUUUGUCUCCUUUUGGGCGGUGUUUUUCUUGGAGUUUUGGAAGAGAAAAGAAAUAACUCUGGCAUACCACUGGGAUGUUCUGGAGUAUGAGGAAGAAGAGGAACGUCCACGGCCAACAUUUGCAGCUUUAGCACCAACAGUUGAACGAAACCCAGUAACAGGAAUACUUGAACCGCACUUCCCUGAUGAGAAGAGACAACCUCGGGUCUUCUCGGGAAUAGCUAUUGUUAUUACUAUGGUUUCUCUUGUGUUGGUGUUCAUGGUGGGAGUGAUUGUCUACAAGCUGUUGGUUUACCGACCACUGGCAUCCAAUCCAUCGACCCGAGCUCGAGCUCAACAAAUCGCCAACAUCACUGGCGCAUUUGUCAACUUGACAAUCAUCAUGAUCCUCAGCAGGGUUUACGAAAGAGUCGCCUUAGCAUUGACUCAUUGGGAAAUGCACCGAACACAGACAGAGUAUGAGGACAGUUUGACUUUCAAGGUGUUCGUGUUUCAGUUUGUGAACUUCUACUCGUCCAUCUUCUACAUUGCAUUCUUCAAGGGAAAGCUGGUUGGUUACCCCGGACAUUACCGCAGAUUGUUUGGCCUCAGGCAAGAAGAGUGUGCACCUAGCGGCUGUCUUAUGGAGCUGGCUCAGCAACUUGUGAUUAUCAUGGUCGGCAAACAAACCAUUAACAACGUGCAGGAGAUUGUUAUUCCAAUGCUAAAGCAAUGGCUUAAGAGAAAGAAGCGAGGUACCUCCAAAGAAGAAAGCAAACCUCGAUGGGAGGCCGACUAUGAACUGGUGGAAAAUGAAGGACUCUUCCAAGAAUACUUGGAGAUGAUUCUCCAGUUCGGUUUCAUUACCAUCUUUGUGGCCGCGUUUCCUCUGGCUCCAUUCUUCGCCCUUGCCAACAACAUCUUUGAGAUUCGAAUUGACUCAGACAAGUUCGUUUGUGAGGUGAGAAGACCCAUCGCCGACAGGGCUCAAGAUAUCGGCAUCUGGUUUGACAUUCUGGACAGUGUUGCUAAGAUAGCUGUCAUCAGCAACGCUUUCCUCAUCGCCUUCACCUCAACCUUCUUGCCGAAGAUCCUCUACCGCUUUGCAAUAUCAGAAAACAAUUCCUUAGAGGGAUAUCUUAACUUCUCCUUGGCUUGGUCUCCCCAUAACACCACGGCUGUACCAUGCAGAUACGCAGAGUUUAGAGAUCGCGAGGGUCACUUCACCAGUUUUUACUGGCACCUUUUAGCUCUUCGGUUGGGAUUUGUCAUCAUGUUUGAGCACUUUGUUUUCUUUGUUUCUCGUUUGAUCGACUUAUUGGUGCCGGAUGUACCACAGUCGCUGGAGAUCAAGAUCAAGCGAGAAGCGUAUCUUGCCAAACAGGCGUUGUCUGACCACCACAAUCUGAUGGGAGGAAAGAGUGAUGGCGAGAGUGCCGACGAUCUGGAGGAAGAUUAUAUACCGUAACUGAUGUUUGCCUUUGUUAAUAGAAAGGAAAUUGCAAGUCCUGAAAAUGUACAUUGCGUGAUCGUGUCACACAAUGCACAAAGUUGCGUGACUGGGCUAUGUAGAGGGUCACGUGGAACCGCACGACGUCAGUUUUUCCUUAUUUGGCUAUCGUUAACUUUAAUUUCGAAAAUUAUCCCGUUUUCCUCGUUAUUUUUAGGUCUUGCAAACCAUUUAUAAUUCAGUAGCUAGCUGAAAUUGCAGAUUUGAAAUUGUAGUUGAGAUGCGGAGUGCUCUAUCUGUGUGGGUGUAAAAGUAACACUGGUGAUGGUGUUGGUCAUUGGUUUAAAGAAUAAGAAAAUAACUAUUGAUAUAUUAUAUAUAUCCUAAAAAUCAACUAUUGUCGUGCGUAGAUUUAGUCGCUAAUCAGCUGACUUCGUCGCUAUUAAUCAAAUCAAAGUUAUAAGGUUUUUAGUGCGUGCAGGAGAGAACGUAUGCUCAAAUUUUGAUAGUUCUUUUCUUUCUGAAAAUUACACAUCACAUCCAUGAAUUCCUUAAACUUACUAGCUCGUCGCCGUUUCUGUUUCGUUUGUUUUUCUUCUUCGUCAUCUUCCCUGUUAAGUUGUCAGUGACGGUAUGAAGGUUCCUUCGGUUUCCAUUGUUCAGUUGUAAAAUAAUUUUCUAAAGUUGAACACGGUCAGAGUCCUUACACUUUGAUGUGGGAGACUGUUUAUUCCAUUCAUUAAAUCCAUCAUAGCUGUCAAGGUCACUUGGUGAUAACAGAAAAAAAUUUAUUUAUUAGCAUUAAAAAAAAACCUAAGUUAUACGUCGUAGAUUGAUCGCAAUUAUUAUCAAAAUGUAAGUAACGAGGAAUGUCCAUGUGACGACGAAUUGCUAUUUGAUUUUCAGAUCUUUAUAUAUUGUUUGUUUUUAAUACUGUUAUUUUAUAAAUCUCCUGCAAGGGGAAUAAGUUCCAUUUAAUGACAUAGAAUGUCAAGAUAUUUUCCGCCAUCUACCAAUGAAAGAAAUCUAGGAAAAUCGGUGGAUUGAGAGAUAAAAAUCGUAUUCGGAUGCAACCUGGUUUCCAGGGUCCUCUCUCUUCCUCCUUUAAGGACCCUGGGAACGAGGCUGAUUUUGAAGAUGAAAGGGAAUAGAUGACAUUAUUUCAGAUGAGUAAGCGAAAUUAAAUCUGGUCUUGUUGGUGUUUUAGCGAGAUGAAAACAGACCAAAACCCACUAGUCAAUUGUUACAGGCGCCACAGAAUCUUUAAAAUUACAUUUCUUACCCCCUUUGGGGCUCACUAAUGUUUUCUGAGUUGAAUGUAAUUUAUUCAGGUGAUCUAUUCUAUUGGAAUUUUAAUUUACAGUUCGUUACGCUAGAUGAGCUAGCAAGUGGUGACAUGGAAAUUCGAUUUCGUUUUGUUUUCCAAGAAAAGUUAUAUUUGAAAAUUAUAUAUUAUGUUAUUAAGUUCUAUGGGAUAUAUGUUGGCAAGGCAACAUUGUAUAAUUUUGGGAUGGAGAGUGUAAAUACCCGUUAUUGGGGCUCCAAAUUGUUUUCACCUAGUUUAGUGUAUAGGCGACUUGAUCGCUGUGUUUAGUAUCUUCCUGUCGUAAAUAUUGGUUUAGUUAGUUACAGCUUGGACGUUCAGGUUUGGUUCAAUAUCUUUGUAGUUAUUAGUUUUGAUAAAGUAUGUGAGGCUGUGAUAUUUGUUCUCUCUGCUACAAUAAAUGAUGCAAUUAGAAUUACCUUAAAAAAUUCGGAUGACAAUGAGUGGAACUUGCUUUUGAUUAUGAAAACAAAUUUCACUUCCUUUAACUUUACUGCACUAACUUAAUUCAGGUAUAGCGUCCUUCUGAAACCAAGAUUAGAAUCUUUGUCAUAUAUUUAACGGAUUUGGUUUUAUAGGUUGAGUAGCAGGGAUACCUUGAAUCGUGUAGUGGUGUACCUAGUAACUGGAUAGUAACAGCGGUUAUUUAUGUCGUAUGAUAGUCUGUGGUAUAACACUCAAGGGCGGUGCACUGCCUGCUGGCGGGUGGCCUGGGACUGUGUUAAAAACGUGCAAGAGUGGCUCAAAUAAACUGGUUCGUUGGACAAUAUUGUAUU